Molecule: messenger RNA, 3381 nt
Organism: Dacryopinax primogenitus
Lineage: Eukaryota; Fungi; Basidiomycota; Dacrymycetes; Dacrymycetales; Dacrymycetaceae
Exons: 2
Coding region: 223-3297 (1024 amino acids)
Biological process (GO): regulation of DNA-templated transcription; DNA-templated transcription
Molecular function (GO): DNA-binding transcription factor activity, RNA polymerase II-specific; DNA binding; zinc ion binding
Source: RefSeq, a predicted model, not a curated record
AUCUCCCUCGUGGUUUUACACUGUUGAUUGGAGGUAAUUCCGGUCUAUUUGGGUUAUAUAACACCGUACAGUGCUAUAGAGGUUAGUGUAAGGGUGUGAACAGGUGUGAGAGUGUCUAACUCACCACCACUCACCACUCACCACCCUUCACUCUUACAUCCACACCGCAUCUCCCUCCUCACCCCUCCUCUCCCUCCUUCACCACCCACCCCACCCGACCCCAUGGCAUCCUCCGUCGCAUCCCACUCCCGCCAAAUAUCCCAAACUUCAUUCACAACAACCUCAUCCACAGGUCAAUACGACGACUACCUCACAGUACCUCAACAAUACGACUACGCAUCCGAGUCCUCAUACGGUUAUUCCUCUCCAGGGGACUCUCCUUCCCCAGCAGCGGACAACUCCCCCGACCAGCCAUUCCUCGAAGGCGCUGUAUCCGUCCGCAGGAGCUUGAGCGCUUCUUCUGCCCAGACGGGGAGGAGAGCGAGACACGUUUCCCAGGCAUGUGAUACUUGCAAGCUGAAGAAGACGAAGUGUGAUGGGGGAAACCCUUGCACUUGGUGCGAGAAGAAUAAUUGGAAAUGUACGACUACGAGUAAGGAUAAUCGCAAGACGCCGAGUAAGGCUUAUGUCCAGAGCUUGGAGAGGGAAGCGGCGAAUUUGAAGCAUCGGGCAGAGGCGAGCGCGCGGUUGGCGGAGGGGUUGAAGCAGAAGAAUAUCGCGCUGGAGGAAAAGUUGCGCAAUGCGGGAUUGUGGGAUGGGUUAGGGACAGAGGGGAAGCUGACGAUCAUGAUUCCCCCUGCUACUGCUGCUCCUAGGCAGGAAGGGGAAGACGCAGAGUUACUAGGCAUGGGGGAGAAGCUCGUUCGUGAUCGAUCUGGCUCUCUUACCGCUUACGCCGGUCCGUCCCCCUUGGCGCAUCUAGCGACAUCCCCCCCGCCCGGCAUGCCCUCCCCUCCCCUCCCAGACCCCCAGCAGCCCAAACUCGGGUGGAGCAGUAUAACCCUCUCCCCCGAAAUACAAGUUCAAGCCACGCGCAACUUCUUCUCCUUAUCAGGGACAGAGUACCUCCCUCUCGCCGCCCAAACCCUGCACAUGCUCGAAUGGGGCCUCUCUCCCUCUUCCCCCGGUGUCGGUGUGCAAGGCCCCCUCACACCAGCAUACUACAAUUCCUUCAUGGCGAACGCCCUUCUCUUCCUACCCCCACACACUGUCCUCCCCAGCGCGAAACACCAGUUUGCGGCCGCGAGCCAGCACCCGCCCAUCUUCCAACACCAGUCUCUGGGGAACGUGCUCUCCCUUGGCUUGCUGGCGCAGUUCUCGGCUCAGGAAGGGGAGUACGACCUUGGCUGGCAGUAUGCGGGUAUGGCCAGCCGGAUGAUGCAGUCACUUGGCCUGCACCUGGAUUUCGACAGGAAGGAAAAAGAUUUCGCUUGGGCCUCGCUUUCGACGCAGGAAAAGCAAUUGAGGAACAUCGUCUACUGGAUCGUAUACAUUCAGGACAAACUGUGGUACCUCUGGGUAGGACGAACCACUGCUGUGCAGGAUAACCCGCGUAUCCCCCUGCCUGAAGUAGAGGGGGAGAACAACGAGCCCAUGUUGGUCUUCCGCGCGCUGUGUCAGCUUAUGCGCACAGCGGGGUGUAUAAUGCCUGACGUAUACGGCCCUGACCUCAGUACAGUGGCAAUUGACGCCCACCGGCUUGCUCUAGACGCGUGGCUUAACAGACUCCCGGACUUACUGAAGCCAACACCGAAAGCGAUGGACACUGCCUCCAUAAGCCUCAGGCAACUGCAUAUGACCUAUCACUGGCUGAGGGUCUUGCUUGAUCGGCCGUAUUAUAAACCGAUCACCCAUCAACUGGCGCAGGAAACGGGGGUUGGGAGGACGGAUGCUAGCUUGAGGCAGAUCAUGGUUUUGCUUGGACCUUGGGAUUCGAAGGUUCAGGUGAACAAGAGCUUGCAAGCUGCUGCUGCUCCUGGCGCUGCUGUACCCGCUCCACUCCCUUUAACGCCACUGCUAGCGCAAAUCGUGCUCACCACCGGCAUCACAUGGCUGCACAGCGCCGUCUCCUUCCACAAAUUCAGCCCAAAGCGAAAAGCAGAAGGAGUAGAGAAAGCCAGAGUUUGUUUGAGGGUGUUGCACGAAGCUGGCCAGAGGGCGUUUGGGGGGAUGUUGAGGAGGUUGAUGAGGCGGUAUUUUAGUAGUGUUGAGAUCUCGGACCGGGAGGGGCUGGGGAUCCACCUUCGUCCAGUUCCGGGGUUACUCCCCCCCGGGGGGAUAACGGUGCCUGUGCUGCCACAAGUACAGAUGUCACCUCCGGAAGAAAGUUUCCCAACUUCCUCCACUCCGGGCCAAACGCUCUUCACACAAGAACCGGGCUCGUUCGACCCUUCUCCCUCGAGCACGUCGCUGCCAUCACUGCCAGCUCACACUCUCUCCUUCCCCCCUGACUUGCUCUCCCCACCUCAAUACUCCCCUUCCCCCAACUCUGCGAGCCCGAUCCCCAGUGGUAGUGUGCUCCAUACGCCGCUGUCGGGGUAUGCGCAGCUCCAAGGCCAGGGGCAGGGGAUGGGGCAGGGGCAAGGACUGGGGAUGGGGCAGGGGCAGGGACAGGGGCUGGGGUGGACAGGGGACGCGAACAGUAGGAUGAUGCGGUUUAUGCAUGAGUAUAUGAGUGGGAGCUUGAGUGGCCAUGGCUCAGGCGCACCGGGGGGCGCGGGGGCGGGUGGGGGGCCGGGAGUGGGGGAGGAGGCUGGGGCAGGGGAGGAAGGAGAGGGGAUGGGGAUGGGGAUGGGGGGGAUGAACCCUUAUGUUCCGGAAUGGGUGCAGCAGCAGCAGUUGCAGCAUGCGAAUGCGAAUGCCCACGCCCACGCACAUGCGAAUGCGAAUGCGCAGGGCCAACAAGCGCAAGGACAAGGCCAACAAGCGCAAGGACAGGCGCAAGGGCAAACGCAGGGGCAAGGGCAGGAGCAGCAAUCCGGACAAGAAGGCGAACCGAUCAACUACAGCGUUUUCCAAGAACCUGAAGACUACAGUAUGGACGGCAUCACCCCCGAGCAUAUGGGGAUAGGGAUGAACAUGCCUAUGGGCCUAGGUCCGGGGAUGAGCGGGAUGGACCUGGGCAUGGGCAUGGGCGUCGGUAUGGAGGGGAUAGGCGGGAUGGACAUGUUAGAUCCAGCGAGCGCAGAGUUCAGGCAGCAUUAUGGGCAGAAGACGAUCGUCCCUGACCGGCUUGAUCGGCUGGAUCGGCUUGAUCGGCCUCAGAGGGGGAGGAGUCCGUGGGAUCUGAGCGCUUAGAGCGGGGGAGGAGUCCUUGGGAUUUGAGUGUUUAGCGCUUAGAGCGGGGCGCCUGGAGCGGGGUGCCUAGAGUGGGGCACCUAG